AUGGGGUCGGGACGGGACAAGCGAAAGAAGAAGAAUCCCAAGGCGCCAGGACAGGGGGCGGCGAAGACUGCGGAGAAGACCGCGAAGAACCAGGGGAAGAAGUCGCGGCGCGCGGCGCAGCGGCUCGAGGGCGAUGAGGACGACAUCGACGCGUUGCUGGAGCAGUUCAAGCUCGCGGACGCGCGGAACAAGACCGCGGUGAUCGAGAAGGACGUCCCGCCUCCCUCGCCCAGGGUCAACGCGUCGUUCGUGGCGUACGAGACCCAGCGUUCGAAGGAGGUCGUCCUGUACGGCGGCGAGCACAUGGACAGCAACGACAAGGCGAGGGUUUAUGGGGACCUGUAUCGCUACGACGUGGCGCGCAACACGUGGAGCCGCCUGCGGAUCCCCGGCGGGCCGAAGCCCCGCAGCGCCCACCAGGCCGUCGUCCACAGGCACUACAUGUGGGUGUUCGGGGGCGAGCUCACGUCCCCGAACAUGGAGAAGUUCCACCACUUCCGCGACCUGUGGCGCCUGGACCUGCAAAGCAAUGUUUGGGAGGAAAUGAAGAUCAAAGGCGGCCCGUCCGCGCGGUCGGGGCACCGCAUGGCCGUGUGGCGCGGCCACCUGGUCCUCUUCGGCGGGUUCUACGACACGGGCGCGGAGCUGAGGUACUACAACGACCUGUGGCUCUUCGACACUGAACAUAUGGAGUGGCAGCAAGUAGCGAGCGACGCCGGAGCGGGGCCGAGCCCGCGGUCGGCGUGCCAGCUGUGCGUGUACGGGCAGAAGCUGUUCCUCUACGGCGGGUACACGCGGAAGGCGGACGAAGACGAUCCGGAAAUAGAACGCGCGAAGGUGCACGCGGACAUGUGGUGUUUCGAUUUUAGCGCGAUGCGGUGGGAGAAGAUCAAGCGCGCGGGCAUGGCGCCCGGCCCGCGAGCGUCCUUCGCGAUGGUCCCGCACAAGAAGCGCGCGGUGCUGUUCGGCGGCGUGUCGGACCAGGACGCCGGCCGCGAGGGGGAGUUGAUCGUCAGCGAGUUCUACAACGAGGCGUACUCCUUCGCGUUCGAAACGCAGCGGUGGUUCCCGCUCCAGAUCCGGGCGAAGAAGACGCAGGGCGCGCAGGGGGACGGGGGCACGGAGGAAGGCGUUGCUGCGGCGCCCGUGCCGGCCGGCGCGACGGUGGUGCAGCACGAGGGGGAUGUGGCGUUCAAGGCAGCGCGACGCAUCCAGGCGCACUUCCGGGGAUACAUCACGCGGAAGGCGUACGUGGCGUACAGGGUGGGCGGCGUGGUCAGCGAGCUGCUGUACUCGCCGGCCUCCUAUGGAGUGGACCCCGGCAGCAGGAACACGCCGAAACCGCGGGCGCGGAUCAACGCGGCGAUGGCCGUCAUCGGCAACGAUCUCUGGCUGUACGGAGGUGCGCACGGCACGACGAAACGCGCCAAGCGGCAUGCAGCCGGCAAGCACGCGCGCUCCGUUUGCGAUCUUCGCUCCGCCGCCCGGCGCCGCAGGGAUCGUGGAGGUGGGCCACAAGGGCACGGUGCGUGA
Pedinophyceae sp. YPF-701 is the source of this 1533-nucleotide messenger RNA. NCBI's taxonomy places the organism in Eukaryota, Viridiplantae, Chlorophyta, Pedinophyceae. The record is from the annotation of a GenBank genome assembly.